Wyeomyia smithii (pitcher-plant mosquito) is the source of this 3513-nucleotide messenger RNA. It is a transcript of the gene Opa1, whose product is annotated as dynamin-like 120 kDa protein, mitochondrial. Gene Ontology annotation, molecular function: microtubule binding; GTPase activity; GTP binding. Gene Ontology annotation, cellular component: microtubule; mitochondrial membrane; cytoplasm. The transcript has 10 exons. The record is from RefSeq and is a predicted model, not a curated record. Gene Ontology annotation, biological process: mitochondrial fusion. Bases 119 to 3067 code for a protein of 982 amino acids. Lineage: Eukaryota; Metazoa; Arthropoda; Insecta; Diptera; Culicidae.
GCGAAAAUCAAAGUUGGGCAGCAUCGUUUUGCAGUCUUAUGGCUUAAUUUUCUGCUUUUUAAAGUGAAAAAUAAUGUUCUACUAGUUUCACCUGUCCGGAAAACCAAGCAAUUCUACAAUGGCACAACUUUUGCGAGGAAAGAAGAGCAUUGACUUGAGGUUUAGAUACAAACGACCGGCGGUCUACGCUGUAAGUCGUGUAAACUUUUCCGGCUUCACAUUUGGCGGUGAUGGCAGUGGGUCGAACCGUCAGAAUUUUCAUCGUCGGCAGCAUGAGUUUCUUCGGAGACCGCGGUUCGGAGGUUACCAGUAUUACCAAUCAUCCCGAGGGUACGGCAUGCUAGUAGGUCGAGUUCUGCGGGGUGUUCUUAAGCUGCGUUAUCUGAUUCUGGGUGGUGCAAUUGGUGGCGGAGUUACCCUUAACAAGCGCUACGAGGAAUGGAAGGAUGGAUUGCCGGAUAUGAAAUGGCUAGAUGAAGUUUUGCCCGACAAUGAAAAGUGGGGAAAAUUCACUAAGAGUUUAUUGGCGAUAAAGGAUUCAGUAAAGGACUCCAUCGAGAUUGAUCCUCGCUUGAAACAGCUCAGCGAAAAUAAGAUCAACGAAUGGCGCGAGUGGUUCGACCAACGGUUGGACAAUGCAAUCGAGGCAGCCGAAACGCAACAGAACCCACAAAUUGAGAGUUCCUUCCAGAAUUUAUCUGAGCUUGUAUCAGAGUUAUACGGAGCAACCAAAGAAGAACUUCGCAGCAAGAACACCGUCAACGCUAAAACUUUGACGACAGAGGAGAGUCGCAGGCGGGUAGAGACGUUACAAUCCCAAGUGGACAGUCUGCAGACAGAGAUCAUGAACGUGCAGCUGAAAUAUCAGCGAGAAAUCGAAAAGCUGGAAAAGGAAAACCGAGACCUGCGUCAGCAGUUUCUGAUUCUGAAAACGAACCGGAAACAACCGGCCAAAAAACGCAUUAAAAAGUCCCUCAUCGAUAUGUACUCUGAGGUGCUGGACGAGCUGUCCGGAUACGACACAAGCUACAGUACCGCAGACCAUCUACCUCGAGUCGUGGUCGUGGGUGAUCAAAGUAGUGGCAAAACCUCAGUACUAGAAGCGAUCGCUCAGGCUCGAAUUUUCCCUCGCGGUAGUGGAGAAAUGAUGACUCGCGCACCGGUCAAGGUAACACUUUCGGAGGGACCCUAUCAUGUGGCGCAGUUUCGCGAUUCCGAUCGAGAGUAUGACCUAACGCGGGAGAGUGACUUGGUUGAGCUGCGUCGUGACGUGGAGAUCAGAAUGCGAAAUUCGGUGCGAGGUGGAAAAACAGUUAGCAUGGAUGUAAUUUCGAUGACGGUCAAAGGUCCCGGCUUGCAGCGGAUGGUGCUGGUCGAUCUGCCUGGUAUAAUUUCGACACAGACGGUGGAUAUGGCUGCCAAUACGAAGGAUUCGAUCAAGCAGAUGACCGAGCAUUAUAUGAGCAAUCCGAAUGCGAUUAUUUUGUGUAUACAGGACGGCUCGGUGGAUGCCGAACGCAGCAAUGUAACUGACAUGGUUUCAAAAUGUGAUCCGCUUGGGAAGCGAACCAUUUUCGUGCUAACCAAAGUUGAUAUGGCUGAGGAUCUGGCGGAUCCGAAUCGCAUUCGAAAGAUCCUCUCGGGUAAAUUGUUCCCGAUGAAGGCUCUUGGUUAUUUCGCAGUCGUUACCGGGCGGGGACGAAAAGACGACACAAUCGAAACGAUUCGUGAGUACGAGGAGAAGUUCUUCAAGAAUUCUAGACUAUUCCAAAGCGGCGUCACUAUGUCCCAUCAAGUUACGACAAGAAACCUAAGUCUGGCGGUAGCUGACCGGUUUUGGAAGAUGGUACGCGAAACGAUUGAACAGCAAGCGGAUGCAUUCAAGGCAACAAGGUUCAAUUUGGAAACUGAAUGGAAAAAUAAUUUUCCCAGGUUACGCGAAUCUGGUCGAGAUGAGCAGUUUGAGAAGGCCAAAGGAGAAGUUUUGGAUGAAGUCGUGAAUCUUUCACAAGUUUCGGCCAAAAAGUGGGAAGAGCUACUGAACGAUAAGCUUUGGGAGAAGCUAUCCAAUUAUGUGUUCGAAAACGUUUAUCUUCCAGCAGCACAAUCUGGUUCGCAAAAUUCCUUCAACACUAUGGUAGACAUCAAGUUGCGCCAAUGGGCAGAACAAGCGCUUCCAGCUAAAUCUGUUGAAGCAGGUUGGGAAGCUUUGCAGAAAGAGUUUCAACAUCUCAUGGAGAUUGCGCGAAAAACGCCUGACCAUGAUAAUCUAUACGACAACCUCAAGAGUGCUGUGAUCGAUGAAGCAAUCCGACGACACUCAUGGGAGGACAAAGCGAUCGAUAUGCUGCGAGUUAUUCAGCUGAACACGCUGGAAGAUCGCAACGUACACGACAAGCAGGAAUGGGACCAAGCGGUACGCUUCUUUGAAACAUCGGUCAAGGAAAAGUUGCAGCUCACAGAGCACACGAUUAGCGAAAUGUUUGGUCCAUCAACGUCCGAAAAGUGGCUCCAGUGGCGCUCAUCAACGGAUGAGCAAAACAAACGGAAGCAUGUGAAAAACGAGCUGGAUAAAAUACUGUCCAGCGAUUCGAAACAUUCUCCCACCUUGAGCUACGAUGAACUAACAACAGUGCGAAAAAACCUCCAACGAGGCAACGUAGAGGUUGAAACGGAUUACAUCCGAGAAACCUGGUAUCCAAUCUACAGACGACACUUCCUUAAGCAAGCCCUGAACCAGGCAUACGACUGUCGUAAAGCGUAUUACUUGUACACACAACAGGGAUCGGAAUGUGAGGUCAACUGUAGUGAUGUUGUACUUUUCUGGCGAAUUCAGCAAGUUCUUAAGGUUACUGCCAACGCCCUUCGGCAGCAGGUUAUAAAUCGAGAAGCUCGCCGCCUUGAUAAGGAGAUUAAAGAGGUUCUCGAUGAGUAUGGCGAAGAUGAUGAUAAAAAGCAACAAUUGCUAACUGGAAAGCGUGUUACAUUAGCCGAAGAACUGAUUCGAGUGCGGCACAUACAGGAGAAACUGGAAGAAUUUAUUAACGCUCUCAAUCAGGAAAAGUGAACCUGUUCUUUUGAAGACUCUUGGUAGAUCUAGUCUAUCCGAAAACUUACAAGGCAAAGGCGCAUAAUCGAUUUAUGCUCGACUGUCUCGAUGUAAAUGACUAACGAAUAAUUAAGCACUGCUCACUACAUUCACCUACACGCAUACAUUGAAGUUCGAAGUGCUAAAAGCAAACUACUAUUCCAAUUAAGCUAUUUAUUAUAUAAAAGUUUUUUUUUUUCGUUGAUUUCAAAUUGCGUUUGGUCACGAGGACCGUUUAUUGGCGACUCAAUUGCAUCUGUACUCACUCAUUACAUUUUAGUUAUAAGGUUCAACUAUCGGGACAAGCUUAAGUCAUGCCAAUGUGUUGUGAUUUUUGCUAAUUUUGGUGUAAACAUUGCGAUAGAAAAUUAAAAGAUCAAUGAAGGCUAAAGAAAAUAAAUUUUUGUGUCCACGUACAGCAUCAA